Messenger RNA from Lobosporangium transversale, 1229 nucleotides. Its product is annotated as inositol phospholipid synthesis and fat-storage-inducing TM-domain-containing protein. The record is from RefSeq and is a predicted model, not a curated record. Gene Ontology annotation, cellular component: endoplasmic reticulum membrane. Lineage: Eukaryota; Fungi; Mortierellomycota; Mortierellomycetes; Mortierellales; Mortierellaceae. The coding region runs from base 58 to 1179 and encodes 373 amino acids. Gene Ontology annotation, biological process: phospholipid biosynthetic process; lipid storage; lipid droplet organization. The transcript has a single exon.
CUUUAGACUUUUAGAAAGCCUCUUCUCUAUUCAAUCCUUGACUAAUUAAUCCCUUCCAUGGAGUACUCAUCAAUACACCAACGGAAACCCCCUUUAGAGGGUAAUAUCCCAUUCUCUGCACGAGACCGAGCACCUGAUUCACCCAUUCCGAUGCAAACAGCUGUUGCUCAUGAACUCACAAACAACAGUCUGACUUCAGCACCGUCAUCGUCAUCGUCAUCGCUAUCGUCAUCGUUGUCACCGCCUGAAACAAUUUUCUCUCAGUAUCUUCUUCCGUAUCAAUUUUUAUGUUUCUUUUUCCCAAUCGCCCUUGUCCUUGGAUCGUUGUUCGGCACUAUCGGCGGUGAUCGUCCUUCGUAUUUUUCCAACAAGCGUAACCUUUUGAAUGUAUUGUUUGUCAAAAAUGGGUGGGGAUGGACAUCGGUGGUUUUUCUGAUAUAUUUGGCAGUCGUCUUUGGGAAAGCAGUAUUCCGUCAAGAACAAUCUCAAAGCAACAAUGCCUCAGGCUUAGAUCAAGUGGAAGGCAAUGUGCUGCGACCUCAAGAGCAGGACUUUGUCAAUGCAGGAUUAUCCAUUUCUGCCUUCCAAAAUGUACAGGUGGAUCAAGAACCUCAAUCCAUGGUUGGAACCAACCUGCCUCCUCGUGGUAGUAUAGAAAGCGCUCAAAUCCCCGUUAAUACCUUUGCCAAAGCCUUAUUCAGAUGGGGCCUGGCCACUCUGUACUGGUGGUUGAUCUCACAAUGGUUUUUCGGACCUGGCUUGUUUGAUCGCUUUUUCGUUCUCACUGGUGGUACAUGCUCGGUUGAUGGCCAUUGGUCACAGUAUAAUUGCAGACGCCAAGGCGGUCACUGGUCUGGGGGAAUUGAUAUCUCUGGUCAUAUGUUCUUGUUAUCUCAUGCGUGCCUAUUCUUGAUGGAAGAGCUAUCAGUCUUCCUGAAUGUUCCCGAGGCAUGGACUGCAUUACGAAAUCGUACAUCUGCCAAAUAUGCGGUCUGGAGCGUUAUCGGCCUCUGUAGUUUGUGGUGCUGGAUGCUGUUGAUGACAAGCGUGUAUUAUCAUCAUCUAAUGGAGAAGACAACAGGUUUAUUCUUUGGCAUGCUGUUCUGGUUCUGCACAUACGUUACAACCUACAAAGUGCUCCCUUUCCCAGGCAUGCCUGAUCAGGCUGUAAUACUUUAGACCAUUCAUUUCUUUUGCCUUAUCUAAACCCUAAUAUACAAAUGACAGCC